UACCAUUUCAUUCAAGUGCUGGAAGCAAUGAUUGGAUGGUUGUUGGGGUGUUGUCAUGGCGCCUGGAUUAACAACAGAGCCUGGCCCAAACACCACAGCCAUCAGUAACAUAGGUGUGUCUGUGGAUGAGGGCUCUGAUGAAAUCCUGCUAUGGGCAAUGAUAUGUGCCUUUGUCACCUUCUUUGGUCUAGGUUUGGCCACUUGUAAAUACUUCAGAGACCAGUAUGACACACCUGAAAACAAGAAGAAAAGAAAAGACAAGUUGGACCUGCAAAAGAGAGAGAAGGAAGAAAAGGCGGUGGCAGGAGUAAAGAGGGAACCUAUCGCAGCUGAACAGUUCCUCCAAAAACUCAAACAGAAAAAAUCAGAUAAACAGCUGAACAUAGAAGUCAGGGCCAUAGUGAGGAACCAGGAUGAAUUCCCUAAUACAGUUGCCAUGACUCCAGAAAACAUUUUGUUAAACAUCAACCAAGACGUAAUUACAUAUGAUCAUUCCCGAGUGAUUCUCCAUGAUAUACCAGAGGACGAAGGCUGUUCCGACUACGUAAACGCCAGCUACAUUGAUGGUUACUGUCAGGAUAAAGAGUACAUAGCAACGCAAGGACCUAAACAGAAGACCGUGCCUUCCUUCUGGAAUAUGGUGUGGCAGGAAGGGGUUCACUGUAUUGUCAUGGCAACUGGUCUCUUUGAAAAUGCCAAUCAACAAUGUGACAAGUAUUGGGGUGAUGUCUUCAGCAUGCACAAGUAUGUCAAACAUGGAAACAUCCACAUCUGGCUUGAGUCUACUAUGGAGAUUUCACAACUUACAAUCCGUACCAUCCGGAUCCAAAGGGAAGGUGCAUCUACUCAGAGAGUUGUUAAGCACUUUGAGAUGAUUGGAUUUAAUGAUGAGGGGACAGAUGCUGGAUUUGUGUUAGAUUGUAGGCGUAGAGUCCAUGACUUCAUGUUGACAGCUACUGGCCCAGUUCUGGUUCACUGCAGGUGUGGCGGGGGUAAGACUGCUGUUUUUAUUGCUGUGGAUUACUGCCUUAAGGAAUUGGAGGCUGAGGGUCAUGUGGAUGUAUACAGUGCAGUGCUUCAUCUCCGCAAGUUCAGGAAAAAUAUGGUUCGAACACUGUUUCAGUAUCGCCUGAUAUACGAGUGUAUAGCUAUGUAUCUCCAGUGUGGGAUAACAGUAGUGCCCGCAGUGCAGUUCCCUGCUGUAGCCUCACGGUUAUCUGUAAAAGACCCAAGAACCAGGAUGCUGGGAUUUGAGAAGGAGUUUCAGACCCUGAAAUCUCAAGUGACCAAAUUAAGUAUUGGAGACUGUGCUGGUGGCCACAGAUCAGAGAAUCGCUCCAAAAGCCGUGAUAUCAUGCUCCUUCCACCUGAACGAGCUCGCCCCUACUUGUUAACUGCGGAGUCCAGUGAACAUGCUACAGACUUUAUUAAUGCUGUUUAUGUUGAUGGUUAUUAUCAACAGAACAACUUCCUGGUCACACAAUGGCCCCUGCAGCAUACCAUACCUGAUGUUUGGAGACUGGUGUUUGAUUACAAAAUCACCUCUUUUGUCUUGCUCAAUGACUCCAAAUUCUCUAGGAAUUAUCCUUGCUUUUGGCCAACAGAGCUGGAUGAGGAGCAGAAAUUUGGACCAAUCGGAGUGAAGUAUUUAGGAAGCCACAAAGUGUCUCAUGUGACCAUCAGGGCAUUCGCUAUCCGAAAACUCCCUAGACUACAGUAUGACUCAGUUCUUAAGCAUCUAGGGUCAGAUGCACUGAACAUAACAUGUAUACCUCUUGGAGAUUCUGGCCAGGACACAACGAUUGUUAAAAUAUUCCAGCUAAACAGCUGGCCUAGUAAGGAGAAAACCCCCUUUUCCUCAAAGUCCCUCAUCUAUCUGAUGGGAUUUGUGGAAGAAUGGCAGCAGAAGACAAACCCUCUCAAUCCGGUCCUAGUUAUGUCCAAGGAUGGCCUGACUAGAGUUGGAGUGUAUUGUGCGUGUAAUUAUUGCUGUGAUCAACUAAAAGCGGAGGGAGAAGUAGACAUUUUCAAUGCUGUCCGAAUCGUUAAAAAAAACAGACCUGCACUUGUGCCAAAUGUUGUGGAGUAUAUAUAUUGUUACUCUUUCAUUGUUUUUGUGAUUGAGAUUAUGCAAGAAGACAAACCUAAGAUAGUGAUUACUGGCCCAGCCACUAAGGCGGGUCAGGUGAAUCGUGGGUAUGAUUUCACCAACCACAUUUUACCCGAGGAAACUUCCAGUCUAGCUGCCACAUCAGACUGGAGUUAUGUGACAGCUUUCGAUGUCUCUGUAUACAGAGAUGGCUCAAACCUGGCAGCACGAGGAAGGGUGACAACUAGUGUCUCUCCUGUGUCCCAACUCCAAAUUCCUGCAGUAGACAAAACUCCAAGUAGUUCUCAGCCCAACAUUAGUAGUCAUAGAAGUCUGGAAAACACACCCUCGUCCUCAGAACAGACUGUCGUCUCCAACAGGACUAGACGAAUGUCAGAAAGACAGUCGGAGGAAAACAAUAAUUUGUUAGAGCGCUCAAAUUCUAAUGGUUCCAGUGUGUAUUAUUCUAGUGCAUCUAUAGAGAGUAGUUCUACAUGUCGGGCGGAGGGCUACACUGGAAGUAAAGGUGUUCAAAGAAAGGAUAUUGGCAACUCACGAACACGUAGACCCACUUUGAAACGACAGAAUGCAGAGGACAUGGUUGAACUCAAAUCCAUGCAAAACUGAAGCCGAUACAAAUCUUGAAAAUUGUGACAAUCUUUGCACCUUUGUAAUUCAGCUCAUGUUGUUAAAAGUUUUAAUAGCAUUUUUUUUUAUUCCUUGACAACAGUCAGUGCCUGAAUUGUUCAGAUUAGCUGUUAGACAAGUCUACCAUAAAAUAUAUAUUAUGUUCUAAAUUUUAACUGUAUUUUUGUGGUUGUGGGGAGCAAUAAGCAGAAGUGAAAGAUUUUAGAUUAUAUUGUAUUAAUGCUAAGCAUUGAUGUAUAUUUUGUAGUGGGUUAGUUUUAGGUAUAGAUUAAAGUUUAACUGUACAAUAUUUUAUGUUACAGAUAUCUUACAUUUUAUCACUU
Molecule: messenger RNA, 3060 nt
Organism: Saccostrea echinata
Lineage: Eukaryota; Metazoa; Mollusca; Bivalvia; Ostreida; Ostreidae
Product: receptor-type tyrosine-protein phosphatase epsilon-like
Exons: 21
Coding region: 56-2716 (886 amino acids)
Biological process (GO): protein dephosphorylation
Molecular function (GO): protein tyrosine phosphatase activity
Source: RefSeq, a predicted model, not a curated record